GCUCUGGAGAAAACACAAACCUCAGCGAUGGAGAGGUUACUGAGCAGGUGUCACAUUAGAAACCAGCUGAUCAGAGAGUGCCUGGCCGAAUGUCUGGGAGUCUACAUCCUGAUCCUCUUUGGAUGUGGCUCUGUUGCCCAGGUGACAACAAGUGAAAAUACUAAAGGAGAUUAUCUGUCAAUCAACUUGGGGUUUGCACUGGGAGUAACAUUUGGGGUUUUUGUAUCGCGCAGCGUCUCAGGUGCUCAUCUGAACCCUGCUGUAUCUCUGAGCCUGUGCUUUCUGGGUAGACAUCCAUGGUUCAAACUGCCAUUCUAUGUUGUCUUCCAAACACUUGGAGGCUUUCUGGCUGCAGGCACCGUCGCCCUGCAGUACUACGAUGCCAUCUGGACGUACGGUGGGGGUGAGCUGUUGGUGACGGGACCCAAUGCAACAGCAGGCAUAUUUUCCACUUACCCUGCUGAAUACCUCACUUUGUGGGGAGGCGUCGUGGACCAGAUAAUCGGCACAGCUGCCCUGCUGCUGUGCAUUCUGGCUCUGGGUGACAACACAAACGGUCCUCUCCCUGAGGGUCUUCAGCCGGUCUUGGUUGGCGGGUUGGUGCUAGUCAUCGGCAUCUCUAUGGGCUCCAACAGCGGCUACGCCAUCAAUCCAGCAAGAGAUUUCGGCCCUCGAUUGUUCACGUACCUCGGUGGCUGGGGAGUCGACGUUUUUACAGCUGGAGGCGGGUGGUGGUGGGUGCCGCUGGUAGCUCCCUGUGUUGGGGCACUGCUCGGAACGCUGAUUUACGAGCUGCUGAUUGAAGUUCACCACCCCCGUCCAUCUGACCUGCAGACCUUGUCGUGUGAGGUCGCCAAGGGCAAAGUGGAGAUGGAAAACGUGGAGCCAGACUGGGUCAAAUCCAUAGAGUAAAAAAACAUUAAAAAUUGUACCUUUUGUAACAUGCUAAUAAAAAAAAGCCUUUCUACAUGAAUGUGCUGCAGAAGUCACUCUCUCUCUUCGACAUUUAUUUUGAAACAGCACAAAGUGUAUGGCAUUAUUAUUAUUUUUUUUUCAGCAAGCAGACCACAACCAUGAAAAAGAAAAUGUCAUGAUUUCCACUAUUAAGCUAUAUAAAUAU
Molecule: messenger RNA, 1120 nt
Organism: Thalassophryne amazonica
Lineage: Eukaryota; Metazoa; Chordata; Actinopteri; Batrachoidiformes; Batrachoididae
Gene: aqp10b
Product: aquaporin 10b
Exons: 6
Coding region: 28-912 (294 amino acids)
Biological process (GO): water transport; glycerol transmembrane transport
Cellular component (GO): plasma membrane; basolateral plasma membrane
Molecular function (GO): urea transmembrane transporter activity; glycerol channel activity; water channel activity
Source: RefSeq, a predicted model, not a curated record